UGCCUGAAACGGCUCCGAAUCGGUGCGAUUCCCGCGUGAGGCCUCCAAGUUUCGUGGCAACUCCCCGCGAAUGUGUCUCGGUGGGUGUCAGCGAAGGGAACUUGAGGACAGUAUCGAACGCUCGACCGGGGGAGUAACCGUUCGAUUGAUUGACCGACCGACUGACUGAGCCGCCGACUGACAGAUCGUCCUGUCAGCCAGCCAUUCGUCGACAUGUCUCUACUCUCGGACUCUGUGAUUCUGCUUUUUUCGGGAUGCACGUUCUUCGCCGGAGGAUCGAUAUUCUUCAUGAAACAACUAUUUAAGAAUUACGAAAUUCAGAACCGACUCGUGCAACUGCAAUUUUCGGCCGUCUUCACGCUGUCCUGUCUGAUGUUCGAGUUGAUCAUUUUCGAGAUCAUCGGUUUUCUCGCAUCGACGUCGCGCCUGUUCCACUGGAAACUGGUUCUGUUCAUGAUGCUGGUGAUGCUCAUCGUGGUCCUGCCUUUCUACAUCGGCUGCCUUGUGAUUCAAAACGCGACUUUCAUCCAAAAACAGAGACCUCGGAUCGUUCUCGGUGUCAUAUCGUAUUUCGUGUUCCUCUUCGCCUUCUGGAAGAUCGGGGAUAACUUCCCGAUCCAUAACCCGAAGCACGGAAUUUUCGGAAUGGAACAGAUAAUUUCCCGGGUCGGUGUCAUCGGAGUUACAGUGAUGGCUCUGCUGUCUGGUUUCGGAGCCGUCAACUAUCCGUACACCUCGAUGGCCUACUUCAUGAGACCCGUUACGGACUCGGAUGUGGACUUGCUUGAGAAGAAGCUCAUUCGAUUAAUGGAGAGAAUAGUAACGAAGAAGAAACUCAUCGCACAAGGUCUAAAGAGCCAGGCUGCCGCCAAUCGAUCCUUCUCCAGAGUCCUCUAUGAUGCGAUGUGCAGCGUCGCGGGAGCCGUCAGGCAACCGACCGAGGAUUUGGCGAAACUCCGUCAGGAAGUUCGCGGAGAAGAAGAAGUAUCGCGACACUUAUUCAUCGAGUGCGUCGAUCUGCGCGGGGCGCUCGAGCGGAUACAGUGGUCGAAAACUAUCAGAGGUAGAUACUUCAACUUUAUCGGCUACUUUUUCUCGGGCUAUUGUGUAUGGAAGAUCUUCAUUUGCACGAUAAACAUCAUCUUCGAUCGAGUCGGCAAAGUCGAUCCUGUCACGCGAGGUAUGCAAAUCGCUGUCGAUUGGGUCGGCCUAAACGUCGACGUGAAGUUUUGGUCGCAACAUAUUUCCUUCUUCCUCGUCGGAAUCAUCGUCGUUACCUCGAUCCGAGGCUUUCUGAUAACGCUUACGAAAUUCUUCUAUGCGAUAGCGAGCUCUAGAUCUUCGAACAUCAUAGUCCUGCUGCUCGCUCAGCUCAUGGGCAUGUAUUUUGUGUCGUCUGUGCUACUAAUGAGAAUGAACAUGCCAGCUGAAUACCGGAGUAUCAUUACCGAAGUGCUGGGCGAGCUUCAAUUUAGUUUCUACCACCGAUGGUUUGAUGUGAUUUUCUUGUUCAGUGCCUUGUUCAGUAUCUUCUUCCUCUACCUGGCUCACAAGCAGGCUCCUGAAAAAGACGCAAUUUUGUAAUGAGGCCACGUCGGGACGACGACGUCGACGGAGCCCGGCCAUCCGAUCCUCUGAGCGAAGAACCCUGCGUAAGAGAUGAAACCUAAGACAUUCGCUCGAGCCGCGGUGCGUUAAUUAUACGAGAUGAGCCAUUGUACAGUAGACGUUAGCGAGUAAGUAACUCGCCGUGAAGAGAUCGGUCGUUGACGCAAGCAUGUUUGUAAACCAGGAGAAUAAUACAUGGAAGAAUGUUGUUGAUCACGGUCGAA
This is a messenger RNA of Galendromus occidentalis (western predatory mite), 1832 nucleotides long. RefSeq names its product Golgi pH regulator (gene GPHR). Gene Ontology annotation, molecular function: voltage-gated monoatomic anion channel activity. Gene Ontology annotation, biological process: intracellular pH reduction. Bases 214 to 1584 code for a protein of 456 amino acids. Gene Ontology annotation, cellular component: Golgi cisterna membrane. NCBI's taxonomy places the organism in Eukaryota, Metazoa, Arthropoda, Arachnida, Mesostigmata, Phytoseiidae. The transcript has a single exon. The record is from RefSeq and is a predicted model, not a curated record.